ACAAUCCCUCCCCUUCCCAUUCCCUCCCUCUGACAGCCCCAGCCCCUUCUGUGCUGGGUUCUUUUCCUUCCCAGAACUGCACGGCUGCCUAUUAGCACUCCAGGGCCGUGUGCUAAGUGCAGCCAGGCUGCUGCCCUUGCUCCCCACCGAGGCCUUCUCAACCCAGCGUGCUGGCUGGGACAAAAGGCGUAAUUAACUCUGCUCUGACUGUCAGCGCCCGGUCAACAAGCGCCUGCGAUAACAGGCCUCGGAGCUGGGCCCUGGCACAGGACCACCUGCCCAAGGCAGGGCGGGGCGGGGGGGCUUUCUGCAGUCCCGCGAAGGGGAGACAAACUCCUGCUGAGGAAAAGCCAGACGGAGCGGAGCCUGUUCAACUCCGCUGGGCUGAGGGAGGCCGAGGCCUCUGAACAAUAAACCCAUUGUGUCCCCCCCUCCCCCCGACUGGAGGGCAGGACUUACCUACAGCAUCAGCGGCUGGGGAUGGCAGGUGAACAGGCCUUCUGGGCUGCAUGCUUCAGGUGGCAUUGCUGGGGGAGUCCCUUACAGACUGCCAGACAAACGCCAGCCCGGCCCGAGCCUGGGCCGGGAGGGGAACUGGCCCCUGAGGGGUCUUGGCAUGUCUGGGUCUGCGCCGUGCCUGUUAUAUGAGGGAAAGGCGAAGGUCUCCCGACUGUUGUCAGGGAGACUGAGGCAAGGCCUGGGCUUGUGCUGAUUGGCUCAGAGCAUGGAAAGCGCUUCAUUCUCACGACCGCUCCGCAUCGGGCCCCGUGCUUCUUUGGAUAAUCUGGGCCCAGGCAUCCAGAGCGCCGUGUAACCAGAAUAAACCCUCACAAGCCCCUGCACUAGGUCCUUUUACAGAUGGGGAAAUCGCCCUUUUACAGAUGGGGAAAUUGAGGCAUGGAAGGAAAGAGGCCACUGAUUUUGGGUGCCUCGGGGUUUCACCAAGCAGCUUCCGCCCAUCCAAAAAUCAAGACAAUCAGCAUGAGGAGCUACUGCCGAAAAGGUUGAUCUGCUCCGGGUCACCCCACAAGCCUGUGUUAAAGGCCCCCUGGGGAUCCUGGCCCCUGUGCUUAGGCCACAGGUGUGUUUUCAUGUGUCCUCUGACAGCCGUAGAAUUGAGCUUGGUUUGGAUGCUAGUUCCCAGAGUUUGGAGGAGGACAGUGCUGGAUAAAGGCUCCCCACUUUGGUCCCAAGCAGGGCCCGCGGAGCCCUCCCUCCCGGAGCCUCAGCAGUUGGCAGCUGCUCUGAAGGCCGAAGCAGAUGGAACCCAGGAAACCUGGAGCAUAUCGAGUCUGUCCCUUAGAGGUGGCACAUGCCCCCUCUUCCCUGCUGUGGGCACUGACAGACUGGCAACCUCUUGCAGCCUGGGAAGCGAGGAAUGGGAGAGAUGGAGAGGGAGCAUCUGACCCGCAGCCCAGCCUAGGAACCCAAAGGGAUGUGGAAACAGAGAAUCACUGGACUCUGUGCAUGACCCAGCCCUUCCCGCAGGCGACGGAAUGGAAAGGUUACAGAAGCAGCGGAGAAAGAAACUCACAGAGGUCUCUCCCUCCUUUCCAGCAAUCUUUGACGUCCCCUGGGAGUGUCUGUUCCUCCCGCGGGUCCAGUGUCCCAGGAUCACCCUCCAGUAUUGUGGCCAGAAUGGACAAUGAGGUUCUGGGCUACAAGGACCUGGCGGCCAUUCCCAAGGACAAGGCGAUCCUGGACAUCGAGCGCCCUGACUUAAUGAUCUAUGAGCCCCAUUUCACCUACUCCCUCAUGGAGCACGUGGAGCUGCCGAGGAGCCGAGAGCGGUCCCUGUCCCCCAAAUCCAUCUCUCCUCCUCCUUCUCCAGAAGUCAUCCGGGACUGGAUGGAAAACAAGUCCCUAGGAAGUGCCUCCCAGGCACCUAGUCGCCGGACCAGCAGCACAGCCCGGAGUGGAGUGCACCACUUCCACCGACCUGAGACCAACACCAUGGAGCUGAACAUAUACAAGAAGCCGCCGAUCUACAAGCAGAGAGAGCCCUCGACGGGAGUCCCACAGAGCAAGCACAUGAUAGAAGACCAGAUAAUUGAGUGCUCCAAGUUCCCUGCAGCCCAGGCCCCGGAUCCCAACCAGCCAGCCAAGAUCGAGACGGAUUAUUGGCCCUGCCCUCCCUCCCUGGCCGUCGUAGAGAAGGAGUGGAGACAGCGGAAGGCCUCCAAGAAAGGCAUGGAAGAAGAGGAGGAUCUCACGGAGGAAAUGACUAACCUGCGUGAACUGCAGAAAGAGGAGCUGAGUAAGGUCACCUCAAACCUCGGGAAGCUGAUCCUGAAGGAAGAGAUGGAGAAAUCUCUCCCCAUCCGGAGGAAAACCCGCUCGCUCCCAGACCGAACGCCCUUCCACACCUCUCUGCACCUGGGGAAUUCCAGAUCCUCCACCCUUCCGGCCUAUGGGAGAAGUACCCUCAGCAGGCUGCAGUCAGCGGAGUUCAGCCCAACCAGCAGUGAGAAGGGGAGCCCAGGUCUGCAGAACGGCCAGCGGGGGAGGAUGGACAGAGGGAACUCCCUGCCCAGCAUGCUUGAACAGAAGAUUUACCCCUAUGAGGUGCUGAUGGUGACGAACAGGGGUCGUGUGAAACUGCCUCCAGGAGUGGACAGAACAAGGCUAGAGAGGCACCUGUCCCCAGAGGAUUUCCUGCGUGUCUUCGAGAUGUCCCUGGAGGAGUUCAGCAAGCUGGCCCUGUGGAAGCGGAAUGAGCUGAAGAAGAAAGCUUUCCUGUUCUGAGCCUAGUGCCCAGCCUAAGCCAACCCUAGCCGUGAUCUCAGUUAGUGUUAAACACAAUCUCGCAUCACAGCUGCUUUAGGGCUACUGAGCCAGUUUUAACACCUGCCUCCCCUCCCCGAAGCCCCUCAGGCACGUUGAUCCCUCAUUCCCAGUUUUGCCUCUCCCUGGGGGAUAUCGGAGAGCCCCUCCCUGCCCAGACCUUCCCCCUCACAUGCCCAGGGGGGCUGCUGGCAACACUGGUGGGCUACUCAGUCUGGGUCUAACCUCUUUUAAUGGAGCCAGGGGAGGGAGAGUUGAACAAGUGGCGGGAGGAGCAAGCAAACCCUAGUCAGCCAAGGUCCCUGGGCUGGAUGGUGUGUAGGGGCUUCUCGGGGGCAGGGCAUCGGUGUCCCUCUUUGCCUGUUGGGGUCGCGGCUGGUUCAGGCAGGAUGGGAGCCAUAGCUACUGGAGGGGGCUCUGGCAGGGGCCCUGGCUUUGCUCCCCCGGCUCAGCUUGGGGAGUGGACAGGACAGGGACACACCGUAGUGCUCGGUUGCUGGAUGCACGUUGGUUUAGGUGUAAGGGAAGUCAGGGCUACUUCUACCUUGCUGCUGGGCCCUGACUGGCUCCCUUGCUUCAGGACCCUGCUCCCAGCCUUACUGCUCCUCUCGGGGCCAGCCUCCCUCCCUGUCCACACUGGGCAGGGCACAUGUAUACAUCUGCAUAGCUGUAACCCUGAUGGGGCUGCCGGGUGUCGCCAUGGCUGUGUUUCUGAGUGGCCGGUCAGCAAUGGGGUUGUCAUUUGCCUACAGUAGGCUCCAAAGAGCCACGAUUUUCAUUAGCAGCCACUCCCCAUGGACCCACCCACAGUUGGGGCCCCGUCCUUGUAAUCAAGCAACCCUCGGUGGAACUGGGAGGGGGCACAAGAAUUUCUCGCUGGAGAGAACUGGAGAAUCAGAACCAACCCUUCUGAGGUCACUUCUGUCUCGCUCUCGCUCGCUCCCGGCCGCCCCUUCCUCUCCCCACUCCCACCACCCCUCCCUCUAAAUUCAAUCCCUAGGUGGACGUGACCGAGCACCUCCCAAGUUCUCAACCCAAUGGCCCAGGCUCUCAAACCGCAGGGCUCCCCAUUAAGGCUACAGCUCCCACACCCCACCCCUUGCAGCUGCCUUUGGGGGAGGGUUGCUCUCAGCUCCAUCAUUUCAGGCCUUAGUAGUUGAUGAUUUUGCUCCUGCCCCUUUGCAGAGCCUCAGUCGAAGCCCCGUGGCCGCCCUGCCAAGCCCAAGGCCCUUCCCCAGGUUUGGCAGAGGAGUUUGCCUGGGCAAUGAGAGACUCAGGGCUCGAGGCUGGAGCCUGGAGGCAGCUCAUCAUGUUCUCUCCAGCCUGGCAUGUAAUCUCUGGCAGCCAUCCCACUCUGUCCCCCUCAGGCUUCCCAGCUAGGAUUUCCCCCUCUCCGUGUACCCCAUGGGGCAGCAAUAACCCUCUGCUGUGGAAACCACACCGUUGGUAUACUGCCACAAUCUGCAGGCUGUCCCCUGCUGACACACCAGGUGAUGUCCGACUCUGGCUUCCCCGCCGCAGUGCAUAACCAACCAGGGCUCAGACAAGCCAGCUCUCUCUAUGCCCAAGGAUGGAAUUUCCUCAGGUAGUGACAAUAUUUUAGAGCUUGUGCGGGUGAGGGGAUGCCUGUGUCGAUGCUCGGUGAAGGAGCAGAGAGGAUGCCAAGGCAGGAGACUCUGGGCAGCUGCAUCAGUAGCUAGGAAGCCAGGCCCUGCGCAGUGACCAGCAGAGACUGAUGUGGUGCCGAUCCCUUGUGGACCCCGGCCUCAUCGCCAGGCCCUGGAGUUUGGAAAUAAUCACCCAAGAUUGCUCUGCAGCCUGCACACAACACGCCACGCUCCCCCCCCCCCCCCGGCCCCCAAACCCCAUACCCCGCACGCUUCAGAGCUGCCUGCAAGGAGCAGUGUGUCCUGGAAAGGGCAGGAAACUUACCAGUAUCCUGGGGGGUUGUUCCACGCUAUGCUUCUUGUUUGCCAGAGGGCGAGCACAGCUUCCAGCCCAGCUGCAGUCCCCAUCUCAGAGCCACCUCUGAGAUCUCUCAACCAAGCAAAGAGUAAAAAGCUGAGAGACUCCCCCUUCCAGACAGUGCAUUGACCAAAGGGGAUCCAAUAAGCCUAUGUUUGGGUCAACUGGCCUGUCUCAGGCAGAGCCUUACCCAACAGGCCAGGAGCAUUACAGAGGGGUGAGCCACGCUUUUCUCUGAAAGGUCAGGUGUUGGCAGGAUAUUGGCCUGGCAGCCCGCUCCUGCACAUUGAAGACUGUGGGAGCUCCCUAUGUAGGGCACAUGCAGGACAGUCCAGUGGUCUGAUCUCCCAUCCGGUCUGGGCUACAGCACCUUACAUGCCUCCAGGAACAAACCCAAGGAGCUAACAAUUUCCUUUGCUUUGGGGUCUUUUUAAAAGUCAAAAUAACCAGCGGUCAAAUAGGGGAACUGGCCCCUCAGAGCCAAACGAUUUCCUGGGCUGCUGCUCCUUUCAGUCCUCCUGCUGGGUCCUUUUUCUACUGUGCACCACAUCUGCUCCCCAGCGCUGGCCUGAGACCCACUCCCUCACGCUUUCCCUUUCCGUUUCCAACCACUGCCCCACCACUACACUCUGUCGGGAUGUAAAGAAUGUAAUUUAUUGGGAAACCCCUGGCCCAUACUUGCCUUUCACUGCUACUUAUACAACAUAUCUAUAAAUAUAUAUAUAUAAAUAUGGAUUUUUUUUCUGAUUUGAAUACAGUGAUUCCCCUUUCUCUGUUUAUUUUUUGCUGGUGUCGGAGAUUCCAUGUGAGAGUGAUUUUUUGCUUAUAAUUAAAGGUGAAAUGGCUUUAUUCAA
Molecule: messenger RNA, 5603 nt
Organism: Chelonia mydas (Green sea turtle)
Lineage: Eukaryota; Metazoa; Chordata; Testudines; Cheloniidae
Gene: DMTN
Product: dematin actin binding protein
Exons: 16
Coding region: 1261-2745 (494 amino acids)
Biological process (GO): actin filament bundle assembly; lamellipodium assembly; cytoskeleton organization
Cellular component (GO): plasma membrane; actin cytoskeleton
Molecular function (GO): actin filament binding
Source: RefSeq, a predicted model, not a curated record